This is a messenger RNA of Hyaena hyaena (striped hyena), 847 nucleotides long. RefSeq names its product neuritin 1 like (gene NRN1L). The record is from RefSeq and is a predicted model, not a curated record. Gene Ontology annotation, cellular component: plasma membrane. Gene Ontology annotation, biological process: neuron projection extension; nervous system development. The transcript is spliced from 2 exons. Bases 176 to 739 code for a protein of 187 amino acids. Lineage: Eukaryota; Metazoa; Chordata; Mammalia; Carnivora; Hyaenidae.
UCUGCCCCUCUUCUCUGUGUCCUGACUCCUUCACUUGGAAAAUACUUACCUGGCCUGCAGCCCUAGAAGCUCAAAGGUGGAGUCAGCCCCUUGGGAUGAGACACCUUCCUCCUCUCUACAUAUCCUGUCCCUGUUGCAUCUGGAGGGGUGGUGUCAAUGCAGGUGAUCCCCAGACAUGCCCCUUGGUUCCCUUGGGUGCCUCUGUUUCACGCUGAGUCAUGUCCCCGGAGCACAUCCAGGUAAACAAGCUCUUGGGGGCUUGGCGGGGAAGGGGAGCGAGGCGGCUCAUCCUCUCAACCAUUCUCUACCCCCACCCCUAGUCCUUGUAUCUCCUCUGGCAGCAGCUGCAACAGGCCCAGGGGGCUGUGACACCAUAUACCAGGGCUUUGCUGAGUGUCUCAUCCGCUUGGGAGACGGCAUGGGCAUCGGAGGCGAGCUGGAAACUGUCUGCAGGUCUUGGAAUGACUUCCACAUCUGUGCCUCCCGAGUCCUGUUGCGCUGUCCGGAGGAGGCUGCCGCCGUGUGGGAGUCACUGCAGCAAGAAGCUCGCCGGGCCCCACACCCAGAUAACUUGCAUGCUCUGUGUGGCACCCCUGUGCGCAUUAGGGAGCGUGGCACAGGCCCUGAGACCAACCAGGAGACGCUGCAGGCAACAGCAUCUGCACAUAGCCCAGCCCCUGCACCCCCACUGCUGGCAGCUGCUCUGGCACUCGCCUGCCUCCUGGGGCCUCUGGCCUAGCCAGUCUGGUGGAAUGGCGGCACCCCCUGCCUCCUACCCUGCUCUGGUGGCUGCUGCCGGGGCUCUGCAGAGUACCCCUGGCUUUCAUUAAAGGCAUUUAUAUUUGUA